UGGCGUACACUUACAAUAACAAUGCCUUUAUUUCUCUUGUGACCUAAAUAACUAUUAUUGAAUGAAAUCGUAAGAAUGAAAAUGAUCAUUACAAAUAGGGUUGUUUGUGGUCCCAUUAGGUCAUACUUCAACUAUCUCAUCUCAUUGAUAAGAUAUAAAUUAUAAACAUCCCACGAAGGUGAAAAGUCAACCACAAGAUAAACUAACACUCGAUAACUAUCAAAACCCGUGACAAAAACCACAAAAUCUUUAUCAAUCUGUAAACACGUCGAAAACUUAAAUUUCACACAAACUUUUCCACACUUUCAUUUUCGUAUCUUCCAUAGUGAGCAUGAAAAUCAAUUCGCGUUUACAUUGAUUCCAUCAGUGGCAAUAACGCGAUGAUGUAUCGCCACUCAAACCUCAAUUAACUUAUCAUAAAGAUAUUUUAGUCCUGGCAGUGAUACGGUGCCAACAGUACAAACAACAUGUCUGACCUAAAGAUCCCAAAUUUAGAAGACCUCCUCCAACUCGACGAAAAAAUCGUCUCCACACAAAUCAAAUGUCUAACGGCACCGGGCGAAAAUUACGGCAGUUUAAUGUUAAGUGUGGAUAUCACCACCGAAACUACCGACCUACAAAUUGUGGCCAAAACCCUCCCCCCGAAUCCCAAAAUGCAGGAAAUGUUCAACUGCCCAGUGACCUUCCGCAACGAAAUCGCGUUCUAUAAAUCAAUCAUUCCGACGUUACGCAGCUUCCAGAAGGAGCAUGGGGUGAAGAAGGUGAUGAAUUUCGCAGCGAAGUACUACGGAAGUCGGCCGAAUUUGCACCACAAAGACGAGAAGAUCGAUAAAGACGCGGUACUGCUUCUGGAGAAUCUCAAGGUUAGUGGUUUCGUUAACCUGGAGCGGACCGAAGGGUUUGAUUUGGAUACCUCGAAGCUCAUUCUGCACGAUCUGGCGCAGCUGCACGGAAUCAGCAUCGCGCUAAAACUGCAAGAACCGAAAAUCUUCAAGCAGUUGGUACAGCCGCUCAUGGAGUCGCUGUCUGUGUCUAAAGAAGUACUCGAUGAUUGGGAAGACAAGUAUUUGAAGAUUAUUCACAGCAUUCCUCGACUAGAACCGUAUUUAGAUCGUUUGAAGAAGGUGAAUCUAGACAUUUACCCGCCGCCACCAGCCCGCGAACCCUUUGCUACCGUCUCCCACAACGACUGCUGGGUUAACAACACCAUGGUACAACUCCAAAAUGGGAAAGCAGUUCAAAGUAGGUUAGUCGAUUUUCAAAUCAGCGAUUACGCGUCUCCGGCUAAAGAUGUGUUGUUCUUUUUGUUUUCGAGCAUCAAAAAUGACAUUCUGAGGAAGGAGUGUGACAAUUUGAUUCGGUACUAUCAUGACAAUUUGAUUGAAGUACUGAAGGAACUGAAGUGUGAUACGCAACCCUUUUGUUUCGAGGAAUUUCAGAAGGAGUUGGAUUUUGAAGCGGUUCGUACGCAGUUCGCACAUUUAGCUUUGAUGCUUUUCCCAAUUUUUGCACCCAAGUUGGAUGUGAAAGAUAUGGCGGACAUUAAACCCUCGGAUAUAGGGAAUAACGAACCUACAGAGUUGCAUAAGGAGAAGUUGGUGUUCAUUGUGGAGGAGUUUGCGAAGAGGGCGUGGAUUUGAUAAAGCGUGUAAAGUUUGUGGCCUAAAAAUAAUGUGUUCCGUAUUUAUAACAUAACAAAGACAGAGAGAGUAUUAAAAAUACAUACUUAUUAUUUUGUACUAUAGUUGGGUCUACGACGUCAACAGAAUCGUACUUGUAACUUAUUGAAAUAAAUAAAAGACUAUU
Molecule: messenger RNA, 1806 nt
Organism: Zophobas morio
Lineage: Eukaryota; Metazoa; Arthropoda; Insecta; Coleoptera; Tenebrionidae
Exons: 1
Coding region: 468-1640 (390 amino acids)
Source: RefSeq, a predicted model, not a curated record